This is a messenger RNA of Guyanagaster necrorhizus, 2302 nucleotides long. RefSeq names its product alpha/beta-hydrolase. The transcript has 6 exons. NCBI's taxonomy places the organism in Eukaryota, Fungi, Basidiomycota, Agaricomycetes, Agaricales, Physalacriaceae. Bases 343 to 1986 code for a protein of 547 amino acids. The record is from RefSeq and is a predicted model, not a curated record.
UGAUAAUUAAACGUGUGGACCCCAGGAGGGUAAACACAACAUCCGUGCUAGACUGACUGGACCAGGCCUCCGUAACCAGGAAAGACACAAGACCGGCGCUCUCCGCAUGGGUUUCCUAUUAUGGGGCACGUUGUUUUCUGGAUCACUUCGAAAUCCUCAAAUUUCUGAUGCCUCGAGCAAUUCACCUCCAAUUUCCUGGGCCUGAAGUGCCUUGCCUUGUAUUUUUUUCUGCGGCCUUUGACAGGUUCAGGUCGCAUAUAAAAUUCUCCUUGUCAUCGUGGUUCUUUCCUCACCAGCUGUCCUUCAGCCUGGUGUCGUAAGCACGGGUCUUUCUCUCUGACUAUGGUCGCGUUGAUCUUCGUCUUGUCGGCCCUCUCUUUGGUGUCUGCUACUCCGUUUCCAGGUAGCAGUCAUAACAGUAUCUUCGUGAAACCCAGUCGAGACAUCCUCUGCAUAUUAUUGCCCUGGCUAUGUCCUCGGGAUACCCAAAUCACCACAGAGGUCGAGACAAGUAUUGGCACCGCCAAAGGGGUUGCUAAUGGCACAGCGGUCAGGUUCCCCGUCAAGUACGCCUCCGCAGAGAGAUGGCAAGAUUCCGCAGUCGCCUCAGAGUGGGAGCUUCCCAAUAACUCUUCAGACGUGACCGCAAUGCCUUUGGCUUGCCCGCAGUCGGAUCUGGACUCAUCGGAAUAUGCAGAGGACUGUUUGUCCAUGGUCCUCUACGUGCCUGCUACGCUCACCGUAUCUGAUAAUGUUCCUACACUUACGUGGGUGCAUGGAGGAUCAUUCAUUACAGGGUCUGCCAGUGAUGAAGGAUUAGACGGUUCGAACCUUGCUUCCACAACGAAUUCCAUUGUUGCUGUGAUCCAAUACCGCCUUGGAGGUCUCGGGUUUAUGGCCCCUAACGGGAGCGUGAACCUGGCGGUCAAGGAUGUCAUCAACGCAAUAAAGUUUUUGCAAACGAUCCUACCGUCCUUUGGCGGUGACACGUCCAAGAUCACGUUGGCCGGUCAAAGCAGCGGUGCCAGUAUGAUUCGCGCUUUGCUGGCCGUUCCAUCAGCGUCAUCUUUGUUCCAGUCUGCUAUUUUGCAGUCAGACCCGAUGAACUUCGGUUUUUUGAAUACGUCCACACAGGAGACCAUGCAGAGCUAUUUCAACGGACUUAUUUCUUGUGGGGCUUCGGACACGACCUGCUGGGAUGCCCUCUCCUUGGAUGAUAUUCUCAAUGCCCAAUCAACCCUAUUUAGCGACGCUGCCUCCCUCGACGCAUCAACGGGAACCGCAGAACCUAUCCGGCCUGUUCGCGACGGCACCCUGAUUACGUCCCCGCUCGACUCCACUGCCGCCUUCCCGUCAGUGAGCAAACCCAUCCUUAUUACCUCCGUACUCAACGAAGCCGGGCUCACCAUCUACGGCUCCUUUACCGUCGAGCUCGCUGCUGUAUACUUUGAAGCCGUCGCUGAUGAAUUUCUGGGAGACGAGCGCGCGGAGGUUAUAGCAAAUUCGACUUUUUAUACCGCAACGGACGAGGACGACGAUACGCGAAUUAGGCUGGAAAGACUCGGGACGGAUUGGAUGUGGAAAUGCGCGAUAUGGACAUUCGCAAGGAACUGGGUUAGUAAUGGAGGUGCGGCGUAUGUCGGCCUGUAUACGGUUGGAGCAUCGUACCCUUUGAACACUUACGUCGACUUCUGCCAUGAAGAAGGGAAGGUGUGCCACCGUGACGAUAUCGAGAUAGUGUUCGGGACGGUGUCCAACCCUUCUUCAACCCAAUCUGAACUUAUUUCAGAGAUGCAGCAACGAUAUAAAGCAUUCUUGCACUCUGGCAACCCUAAUGUUGACGGUCUCACUACUUGGACCGCGUCUGGCACCUCCGAGAUGAAUGCGCUUCAGCUCGGAGAGUCAGGCGAGUUCGAGAUCGGUGCUUGUAUCCCGUCUUUCUGGGGCGAAGCUGUCGAAUACGAUUAUCAAGUCUACGGGAUCUAAUCUUACCCCAAGACGACUCAUUUAGAGGACUUUGCAACGUGCUUUUUGUUCCACUUAUCACGCAACUUCAAAGCUCAUUGUCAUUCGCAUUGAUAUCGAUUUUCUCAGCAUUCACAUUAUUAACUAAUUGUCCAAAGUUAUCCAUCCUUACGACAAUAUUUGUAUCUUACGACGCUUUCCUCCUUUGUGAUAUCAUCGGCAUGUGUAUCAAUUGGUUUACCAACGCUUUCGGUUCGUCACAAGUAGUCCUCAUAUAGCAAACCUCGUUGUCGUCUUGACUGUAAAUAAGUACCUUUAUCUGCGUUUCCUUGGCCCC